Molecule: messenger RNA, 1254 nt
Organism: Durusdinium trenchii
Lineage: Eukaryota; Dinophyceae; Suessiales; Symbiodiniaceae
Source: the annotation of a GenBank genome assembly
CUUCAAACAAUUUACAUAGCACUGGGGCCAACACGAACAGACAAUAUGGCAAACUUAGUGGCAAACUAGAAAACUCCCUCCGGCGAAGCAAAGUUUUGACCACGUGCGUGGAACACCAAAUGUCACGGACGCGUCGCGGCAGAGGUUUUGCUCACAAUUUUGCAUUCACGACAUGGCUUAUCCAUGCUUAUCCUUAGUUCUAUACAGUACAUAGCAGGCACGCGGCUCAAGGAUGCGCUCUGUAUCCUUUCGUGGAUGUUUGUUUUUGCUGUUGAUUAUUCUUUUUCGUCUCCGCCAGCGUGAUUCAGCUGCCAUCUCGAUGGCCAAGGAGAUCGAUGAGGUCGCCAAGGAGUGGGACGAGUGGGCGGAGGGUUGGACCACUGGAGAGAUGGGCGAGAUGGUCCUGCAAUUCAACCGGCUGGCAGAGGAGAUCGUGCGCUCCAAGGUUGGAGACCUAAGCGGGAAAACCAUCAUGGAAUUUGGAGCUGGGCAUGGCGUAUUAGGCUUAGCUUUGGCAGCCGAUUGUGCAAGCGUGGAGCUGGUGGAUGUGGCGCCAAAGAUGGUCGCAGAAGCAGAAAAGAAAAUCGCGUCCAAAGACUUCAAGAAUGUCAAAGCUCAUUGCUGUGAUCUCCUGGUGGAAUGCCCCUUCAGCCCAAACUCUUUGGAUCUGAUCAUCAGCGGCUCAGUCUUGACCUUCACGCCGGACCUGCCGAAGACCUUGGCGAAGCUCGCAGACUUGAGCAAGCCAGGCGGUUAUCAGUUGCACUUUGUCUUCAAAGGUCCGGAUGCCCCAGUGAGAGACAGAAGCAGAACGACCGAGCUGAGUUACGAGGAUGGCAUGUCUGAAGCACAGCUCCGAGAUGAACUCGAGGCCGCCCAGUUGUCCUGCUUAGAGUCCGGAGAGUUGCCUCCACUGAGUGCAACUGAAAGUAUGACCUGGAUUUGGGUUUUGGCCAAGAAGUAGAUGGAGACGAUGUUUUUUGACUGAUCGACCUGACGGAGCCAAACACGAUGGCCUGGCACAGCUGGAACGCGCUCCAUUUCGCUGCGCCAAAUGGGGAAGAGACCACCAAAGGCGGCUUCCCGGAAGAAUGAACAUCCGAGAGAUGAGAAAUGUGUCUCAAAGUGCCGGGUCUAGCAGACAUGAAGAGUAGGACCGCAAAUCGCAAUACAGUAGAUUAUUCAAUAGAUACUGUGGAGGAGUAUUGUCUCGUGGAUGCCAGCCCUUGCCACGAAUUGUCGAUCUUUGUUGGG